UCCACAGAGAGAGGGACACACAGGGACAGACAGGACAGACAGGGACAGAGGGACAAACAUGGGAAACACCGACUCUAAACUGCACUUCAGGAAAGCUGUUAUCCAACUCACCACCAAAACUCAGCCCGUGGAAGCCACAGACGACUCGUUCUGGGAUCAGUUCUGGGCCGAGACGUCCACCAGCGUCCACGAUGUCUUCGCUCUGGUGCCGGCGGCCGAGAUUAGAGCCGUGAGGGAGGAGUCUCCGUCCAACCUGGCAACCCUCUGCUACAAGGCAGUGGAGAGGUUGGUCCAGGGCGCAGACUCAGGAUGUCCGUCAGACAAAGAACGUCAGGUCGUCCUCAACUGCACUCGUCUUCUCACACGGAUCCUGCCGCACAUCUUCGAGGACGCAGACUGGAGAGGAUUCUUCUGGUCCACUGUUCCCGGUGCGGGCAGAGCCCGGCAUUUGGACGAGGACGAGGACGCUGAAGCUCGGCCUCUGGCUGAGUCGCUGCUGCUGGCCGUCACCGACCUUCUCUUCUGUCCAGAUUUCACCGUCCAGAGCGACAAGAGGAGUGGCCAGGACACAGUGGAGGACGUCCACUCCAUAGACAGCUGUGAGUACAUCUGGGAGUCCGGGGUCGGCUUCGCUCAGUCGCCUCCUCUGAACUACGUCUAUGACCUGAACAGGACGGAGCUCCUGAAGCUGCUCCUCACCUGUUUCUCUGAGGCCAUAUACCUGCCUCCGUUCACUGACGCCAAAAACCUCAACCCCUGGGUCUCCUUCUUCUGCUCCAUGGAAAACCGACACGCCCUCCCUCUGUUCACCUCCCUCCUCAACGUGGUCUGUGCCUACGACCCCGUCGGCUACGGCUUCCCCUAUAACCACCUGCUGUUCUCUGACCACCGGGAGCAGCUGGUGGAGCAGGCGGUCCAGAUCCUCAUCGUCACCCUGGAACACGAAGGCGGUUCGGCUGCCGGCACCGCCGUCCAGGUGCUGGACGCCACUGCAGCUGUGUCCACGGCGGAGUCCGUUGGACCUGACAACCUCUUUGUGAACUAUCUCUCUAGGAUCCACAGAGAAGAGGACCUCAGCUUUAUUCUGAAAGGACUGGCUCGGCUGCUCAACAACCCGCUGCUGCAGACAUACCUACCCCGGUCCACGAAGAAGAUCCAGUUCCACCAGGAGCUGCUUAUCCUCUUCUGGAAGUUCUGUGACUUCAACAAGAAAUUCCUCUUCUUCGUGUUGAAGAGCAGCGACGUGUUGGACGUGUUGGUUCCUGUCCUGUUCUACCUGAACGACGCCAGAGCGGAUCAGUCUCGCGUUGGUCUCAUGCACAUCGGCGUCUUCGUCCUCCUGCUGCUGAGCGGCGAGAGGAACUUUGGCGUCCGCCUGAACAAAGCGUACACGCUGCGCGUUCCGAUGGACAUUCCCGUUUUCAGCGGAAACCACGCCGACCUGCUUAUCGUGAUCUUCCAUAAGAUAAUUACCAGUGGACACCAGCGUCUCCAGCCGCUCUUUGACUGCCUGCUCACCGUCAUCGUCAACAUUUCACCGUAUCUGAAGAGCUUGUCCAUGGUCGCGGCCAACAAGCUGCUGCACCUACUGGAGGCCUUCUCCACGCCGUGGUUCCUGUUCUCGUCUCCUCAGAACCAUCACCUGGUCUUCUUCCUGCUCGAGGUCUUCAACAACCUCAUCCAGUAUCAGUUUGACGGAAACUACAACCUGGUUUACGCCGUCAUCCGUAAGAGGAACGUCUUCCACCAUCUCGCCAACCUGCCGUCCGACGGGACAUCCAUUCAGAAGGCGCUGCAGAAAACCAGGAAGUCAAAGAUGAGCCGGAGCAGCUCCACAGAGAACGAGUCCAUGCCGGGUUCUAGACCGGCCGAACCUGCCGAGCCCGGGAAACUCAAAACCAGUUUAGAAGCAACGCCAGGAAUCGACACGAUAACAGAAAAGACGCAAGUGAGCGAGAAUGGCCUCCUGGUGGUCGUCCCUCACUCUGCGGCCGUGGACGUCGGCGCAGUGGGCGGAGCCAACGACACAGAGUCCAACUCGGAGCGAGACCCCGAGGUUUGUCUCACAGACUCAGAGUCGUGCAGGAGUCAGAUGUCGAGCGUGUCGUCGUCAGCGACGACGUGCAGCGCGAGCUCAAACUGGGUGACAUCGUGGAAAGCUAAACUUCCUCUGCAGACGAUCAUGCGGCUGCUGCAGGUGUUAGUGCCUCAAGUAGAGAAGAUUUGCAUCGACAAGGGUUUGACCGACGAGUCAGAAAUCCUGAAGUUCCUUCAGCACGGCACGCUGGUCGGCCUCCUGCCGAUCCCUCACCCCAUCCUCAUCAGGAAGUACCAGGCUAACGCCGGCACGGCCGCGUGGUUCCGCACGUACAUGUGGGGAGUCAUUUAUCUGCGCAACGUGGAUCCUCCAAUCUGGUACGACACGGACAUCAGGCUGUUUGAGAUCCAGAGGAUUUAAAGAUUCUCGUGUCUUUAUUUAAAGAACAAGCGGCGGCCGUCUUUGUUUCAUUUUAAAUGAAUUACUGCAAGUUUUUUCUUUUUGCCACAAAAAUGCUGGAUUUAUUUGAGUUGAAGCAGAAAAAAACUUUUUUAUUUUUACACAUUUUCAGGACUUUUUCCUUCAUCGUCGUCGCA
This is a messenger RNA of Solea solea (common sole), 2634 nucleotides long. It is a transcript of the gene hid1b, whose product is annotated as HID1 domain containing b. The record is from RefSeq and is a predicted model, not a curated record. NCBI's taxonomy places the organism in Eukaryota, Metazoa, Chordata, Actinopteri, Pleuronectiformes, Soleidae. Gene Ontology annotation, cellular component: Golgi trans cisterna; membrane; Golgi medial cisterna. Bases 59 to 2458 code for a protein of 799 amino acids. The transcript has 18 exons.